CAACCACUUACAGUAGUCCAGACAGCACACUGUAAACUUGUCAUAAACAUACCGCUAACACAGACCUCUACACGUACUGGAGAGCACGCACCACUCAGGCUACCUGCUAACAAAAAAGGUAUUUCGUCGGCAAAUCAUUUGCAAAAAUGAGUGCGUUCGUCACUCUAGUCAUAUUCUGCUUGUGUGGAAGUGCUGUUUCUGGCACUGGAACGACAGAAGAGAACCUUGCGGCAUUGAAAACAGCUCCGAAGGAAAUUGUCCCUCCGUAUACAAUAUACGACAAACCUGUGGAUAAAAUCGGUGAUCCAAUCCCAUACUCUGCCCAAAGAAGACGGGAACUAGGAUAUACUGCACAAAGACGGAACGAAAUAGGAUACACGGCACGAAAAAGGCGUGAUCUGGCAUAUACCGCAGAUAAAAGAAAUGAGCUCGGAUAUACAGCACGCAAGAGGCGAGAUCUUGGAAAUGCGUACACCGCGGACAAAAGAAAUGAGCUCGCAUAUUCGGCACGCAAGAGGCGAGAUCUUGGAAAUGCGUACACCGCGGACAAAAGAAAUGAGCUCGCAUAUUCGGCACGCAAGAGGCGAGAUCUUGGAAAUGCCUACACUGCUGGCAAAAGAAACGAACUUGGAUACACGGCACGAAAAAGGCGUGACCUUGCGUACACAGCGGAUAAAAGAAACGAACUCGGAUAUACAGCACGCAAGAGGCGAGAUCUUGGAAAUGCGUACACAGCGGACAAAAGAAAUGAGCUCGCAUAUUCGGCACGCAAGAGGCGAGAUCUUGGAAAUGCGUACACCGCGGACAAAAGAAAUGAGCUCGCAUAUUCGGCACGCAAGAGGCGAGAUCUUGGAAAUGCGUACACCGCGGACAAAAGAAAUAACCUCGCGUAUACAGCACGCAAGAGGCGAGAUAUCCCAAAACAAAAGGCGGCUAAAUAAGUAAUAUUAUUUUGUUUGACAAUGUUAACAAGCCAUGGUUGCAAUUAGCCUAAAACUUAUAUCGUUCUUGUAAUAUAAUCGAAUUUGUGUGUAUAUGAACAUUAGAGUAAAGGUGAAAAAGCGCGCGUGUCAGAACGGGUAUUAGAAGAUCAGCUAUUGAAUUGCUGUACUUUGUCAUGUAAUAUAUCUGUAAAAAAUUAAUAAAUAUAAUCAUAACAAUUAAAGUUGUUAUUAUAAAUAUC
Messenger RNA from Pecten maximus, 1183 nucleotides. RefSeq lists its product as uncharacterized. NCBI's taxonomy places the organism in Eukaryota, Metazoa, Mollusca, Bivalvia, Pectinida, Pectinidae. The coding region runs from base 147 to 941 and encodes 264 amino acids. The record is from RefSeq and is a predicted model, not a curated record. The transcript is spliced from 3 exons.